AUGCGGCUGCUCUCGCCCAGUCUCCUCCUGCGGGCCUCACGCGGGCUCGCCACCCGCGCCUGCUCGCGCCGCGACGCCCAGUAUUUGCGGCGCGUGUCCGACGGCGGCUUCGUGCUCCCCGCGGCGAACCCGGGAGUGAGGCUCGAGCCUGGCUUCGUGGAUGAGGCGGAGGAGGAGGCUCUCGCGGCCGAGGCGCGUGCGGCCGCGCUCUCCUUUGGCUACGACUACGACGGCGACCGGAGGGCGCACGUGCUCAACCCGGCGGACGGCUCGAUCGAGUCGACGCGCGAGGUGGUCAACAACACACGCGUGACGGGCCGGCCGGAGAAGGCCGACCAGGCGCUGCCUCCGUGGGGCUACGGAGACGACUUUGACGAGUCGGCGCUGCCGCCCGCCAUGGGAGCGCUGGCCGGCCGGCUGAGGGGGAGCGGCCUGUACAACGUCGGCGCUCUGCGCGACCUGACGCUCAACCUGCGGCGCGACUCCUUCUUCCAGCUCGACCCGCACCUCGACCCGCGCCUGGACGGGCCGCACGUCUUCGUGCUCGGCCUCCUCUCCUCCGUUGUGACCACUUUCUCGCCCUCCGACGCGCUGCUCGGCGCCAACGGCCUGCCGCCGCGCAGGCGAGGCUCCCUCCCAAGCCCUGGGCCUGCCCGGGGCGUGUCCGAGACACGGCCAUGGCGCGACGCGCGAGACUCUUGGCUGCACGCGAUCCGGCCCGGUGUAGAGGUCGACUUGGCCGACGGCGCCGCGGUGUGCGACUGGUGGGGCCAGACCGACUACUUGGUGCGACGCUCCCCCAGCCGCAUCUCCAUCGUGCUGGCCUUCGCCGAGGGGUAG
Emiliania huxleyi CCMP1516 is the source of this 840-nucleotide messenger RNA. RefSeq lists its product as hypothetical. The transcript is spliced from 2 exons. The record is from RefSeq and is a predicted model, not a curated record. Lineage: Eukaryota; Haptophyta; Isochrysidales; Noelaerhabdaceae. Bases 1 to 840 code for a protein of 279 amino acids.